GAAAGGUGCCUGGACCCAGUCUCUCAUGUUUCAUGCAGUGCCACUUCAUCGGAUGUCAGCCCAAAUGCUGCCACUUCUGUCUGCUGUGCUGUUCAGAAACGAAGACAUUUGGUUCUAUGGCCAGCGGCAUGAGACACACCCCUAUUACAACCUUACAGUGAAACUACUCAGAGCCAGAAACAUCCGUGGCAUAGAUUUGUUGUCCAAAGCAAACUGCUAUGUGGCAUUGAAGCUUCCAGCUGCAUCUCCAUUCACUUCUCGAACGCAGGUUGUUUAUAACUCCAGCCAUCCAGAAUGGAACGAAACCUUUGAAUACAGAAUCCACAGUGCUGUAAAGAAUAUCUUGGAGUUCACAUUCUAUGACAAAGAUGUGGUGAUGGACAGUCAUGCUAAAUCGAUUGCUUUUGAUGUAGGGAAUAUUAAACCAGGCCAGGCGUUGAGUCACACAUUUGUGCUAAAUCCCCAGAAGAAAGAAGAGUUGGAUGUGGAAUUUUAUUUGGAAGAAAGCACGGAUACUCCAACUGAGGUCAUCACCAAUGGAGUUCUAGUGGCUCAUCCCUGCCUGUGUGUUAAAGGCACCCUCAAUAAAAGCAAGAAGACCCAAUGGAUAAUACAGGAGAACUGUCAGGUCCACUUGUCAGUGCCUGGUGCCUUUGAGAAUCAGUCCUCCACUUUUUGCAGUGCUGAUUCAGAAAACAGAAGGAAGAUACCAUUUCUCUUCCAUGUAGAUAGAGAAAUCCACCCUCAGCUGGACUUGGAACUGCUGCAAACUACAGCUGUCAUAGAGGAGGGGUGGACUGAGGACUUAAAAAUGCACACUGCACGCUUAGGAAUGGGAUCAGUUCCUGUGGGAACCCUCCCACUGGGACAAGAAGCAGAAUUUAGUGUUCUACUAGGAAAGGAACAAGGUGUGGAUCUGACUAUUAAGGUUGAAGAAUGCUUGCAGGAACUUGAUGUGCGCCUCAGUUUUGACCUUGCUAAAGGAGAACGAGAUUUUUUGGACAGAAGGAAGGAAAGAGCUUCUUUUACACUAAGGAGGCUUCUAGGUUUGCCAAAGAAACCUAGGAAAAAUGAGGUCCCGGUGGUGGCAGUAGUGGGGUCAGGAGGUGGGAUGAGAGCCAUGACUGCACUCUACGGCAAUCUGUUGGGUCUCCAGAAGCUUAACCUCUUGGAUAUCCUAAUCUAUCUGUGUGGGAUCUCAGGGUCCACUUGGUGUUUGUCUAAACUCUACGCAGAUCCUUACUGGUCCCACAAGGACCUCCAGGAGGCAAUUGGAAUUGCUCGACAACUUGUGACCAGCAGCAAAGUGGGAGCGUUUUCUGCUGAGCGCCUGGCAUAUUACUUCCAUCAGCUAUUCUUGCUGGAGAAAGAAGGGUGGAAGGUCACCCUUACGGACUUGUGGGGUCUCAUCAUUGAAUACUUCUUACACCAGAAGGAGGAUCCAUCAAAGCUAUCUGACCAGCAGGCAGCAGUCAGGUGGGGACAAAACCCCUUCCCUGUCUAUGCAGCAGUCAAUGUAAGGCCCCAUGUUGGAAGCAACAAAUUUACAGAAUGGUGUGAAUUCACACCACAUGAGUUUGGUAUCCUCAAAUAUGGAGCCUUUAUCCAUACAGAAGACUUUGGCAGUGAAUUCUUCAUGGGGCUGCUUCUUAAGAAACGUGCAGAGCCCAGAAUUUCCUUUCUGCAGGGAAUAUGGUCCAGUGCCUUUGCUGCAAAUUUAGAUGAGAUCUGGGAAGAGGUGGUUGUUUCAAAAGUUGGGUUCUUAGAAACUCUGAGAGAUGCCAUCAAAGUUGCAGAUGAGGCUCAUGGCUACAAGCCAGUGGACACCUCAGAGUUAGAGACUCGGAUGGUCAUGCCAGGUGGAGCCUUCUCAAACUUAUUUCAGGGUUUCUUUAGCUCUCGUGUUUCCACUGGAGAAAAUGUCAAUUUUAUGCAUGGACUUCACCUUCAUAAGGACUAUCUCAAUGCCAAGCAAUUCGUGGCUUGGAAAGGCUUGGAUGCUUUCCCCAACAAACUCACUCCCCAGGAAAACAGACUGUACCUGAUAGAUGGGGUUUUUUCUAUAAACUCUCCCUUUCCCUUGAUGCUUCAGCGGGAGAGAGAUGUUGAUGUCAUUCUGUCAUUCAACUACUCUUGGGAAGCUCCAUUUGAGGUCCUACAUCAGGCCCAGAAGUAUUGUGAAGAUCGGGAAAUCCCCUUUCCACACAUCGCUGUCAGUGAGAAAGAUAGGCAGAAGCCAAAGGAGUGUUAUAUGUUUAUGGACGCUGAAAAUCCAAAGGCUCCCAUAGUACUCCACUUCCCACUGGUGAAUAACACCUUCCAGCAAUACAAGGCACCAGGAGUAGAGCGUGAGACAGCGAAUGAGAAAUCCUUUGGCAACUUCCUCGUUGAAGGAGCAGACUCUCCUUACCGUUCAAUGAACUUCACCUAUAAACCUAAUGAAUUUGAUAGGCUGUUAGAAUUGAGCUGCUACAAUGUUUUAAACAACAAGGACACAAUCUUAAAAGCUCUUGCUUUGGGCAUGAAAAGAAGGGCACUCAAGAAGGCCAGAAGACAGUAAGAUGGUAUUCUGUGUUGGAUAGUUGUUACAAGGUAUUGAAUAUAAAUGAAGGCUUUAAACAGGAACACUUACUGGGUAAGGUAUCUGCAAGUGACCAACCCACUGGACGACUUCCUUAAAGUUUAUAGCUUUUCAAAUACCUUAUACACAUGCAGAUUGUGGAAACCAGACAUUUCUGGGUGAAAUGUAUGAAUUAAGCUUUAAUAAUAAUAACA
Molecule: messenger RNA, 2775 nt
Organism: Alligator sinensis (Chinese alligator)
Lineage: Eukaryota; Metazoa; Chordata; Crocodylia; Alligatoridae
Product: cytosolic phospholipase A2 zeta-like
Exons: 21
Coding region: 26-2560 (844 amino acids)
Biological process (GO): glycerophospholipid catabolic process
Cellular component (GO): cytosol
Molecular function (GO): calcium-dependent phospholipid binding; calcium ion binding
Source: RefSeq, a predicted model, not a curated record